AGUCAGCUCGGGGCGGCGGUGGCUGGGCUAGCCCGUGUGUGUGUGAAAGUGUGUGUGCGCGUGAGUCUGAAGGGUUUCAGUGGAGAUGCAGAAAGAAAGGGCUGUUUCGAGGAAGUGACGGACGACGCUCGGAAGGCUGGUCAGAGGAAGUUUGCCCGGUAAUGGCUCCGUGCUGCUGAGCGAAACUUUUCCCUCUCGCGAGCAGCGGAAGCAUCGUGGAUCGGGACAGAUCCAGCGGCGGAGGAAGAGGCUUUUGUUUGGUUUCGCCGUUCCGAGGAAUAACUUGAGUCUGGGAGAAGGAGCGGGUCGCAGAGGAAUUUCACCCCCCAUAACCAAUCUCCCCCCUUCCCUCCCCCCCUGUAUCCCCCCGCGCCUCGGAUAUUUUCCCUGGGAUUAGCAAUGGGGAAGGAGCAGGAGCUCCUAGACGCGGCGCGCACCGGGAACCUGGCCGCGGUGGAGAAGCUUUUGUCCGGGAAGCGACAGUCCACCGGCGGCUCGUCUGGGACCGCUGGAAGCGGCACCGGCGGCGGCCACGGCGCCUCCUCUCACCCGCUCUCCAGCCUCCUCAGCAUCUGGAGAGGACCGAAUGUGAACUGUGUGGACAACUCUGGAUACACCCCUCUGCACCACGCCGCUCUUAAUGGACACAGCGACGUGGUGGAGGCGCUGCUACGGAACGAGGCCUUGACCAACAUUGCAGACAACAAGGGCUGCUACCCUCUGCACCUGGCUGCGUGGAAGGGAGACGAGCAGAUCGUGAAACUCCUCGUUCACCAAGGACCUUCUCACCCCAAACUCAACGAGCAGAGCUCUGUAGACCAUAAAGAGUUCAAACGCUGUGGGCCCUUUGACCCCUAUAUUAAUGCCAAGAACAACGACAACGAGACCCCUCUGCACUGUGCUGCCCAGUACGGCCACACACGGGUGGUGCGACUCCUGCUGGAUGAGCUGACCGACCCCACCAUGAGGAACAACAAGUUUGAGACCCCCCUGGACCUGGCUGCACUGUAUGGUCGACUGGAAGUGGUGAAGUUGCUGCUGAGUGCUCACCCCAAUCUACUCCACUGCAAUGCCAAGAAACACACCCCACUCCACCUGGCCUCUAGGAACGGACACCUGUCUGUGGUGGAGGUGCUUCUGGGCGCUGGCAUGGACAUCAACUAUGAGACGGAGAAAGGCAGCGCCCUCCAUGAAGCAGCCCUGUUUGGGAAGACUGACGUGGUCCAGAAACUUCUCAGUAAAGGCAUUGAUGUAAAUAUCCUCGACCAGAAGGGUCUGACGGCGCUGGACAUCGUCAAAGACAUGCCCUCCCAGAAGAGCAGAGAAAUAGCUGCUCUCAUUCUUGGUCACAUGACUGGAAAACACCCCAUUAUCAACCUUCCUCCUCCACCCAUCCCUCCUCCUCAGGAGAGUCCCAGUCCACGGAGGAAGGGUGAACUGGACAAGGUGACAGAGCUGAUCUCAGGUCUGGCCCCGGACCCCGAGGAGGAGAGUCCAUACGAAGCUCUGUUCGAAGCCACUUCCUGCCACUCUUUGGACAGCCUCACCAGUGGGAAGUCCUCAGACAGAGACUCAGGACGGCCUGAUAGUGAAGUUGGAAAGAAAGAUCGCGCUGGCCAACCGGCACACUCUGGUCACUGCCAUGAUGAGGAGCUGAGCUCAGAGGUCCACUAUACGAGUAGCGGUACUGAUAAAAGAGAAGUAGUUGAGGAAGAGGAGGAUCACACAUACGAGUUGUUGCUGACGGCACAAACCAAAGUCCCACCGCCCAGCCACGAGUCCCAGUCCAAUAAAGAUGUGAACGCCACCUCACAGUCCUCCAGCAGCAGCAUCCUACCUCAGCGCAAACCCUCUGCCCCUCCUAACGACCUGAGAGCCUCAAAUAGGAUGAGAGAGAGUCUCCACCCUCCUGGACGACUGGGAUCCCGAGCACCAACAGAUAACUCUCAGCUCAAUCAGGAUCAGGGAGCAGGGGUCCCGGAGCAGUUCACCGGCCUCUUGCACGGAUCCUCUCCUGUCAUCGACUCCUUCAGACUCCCCGGUGUUCUGCCUCCGACCCAAGCUCAGCCUGGAACAAAGAAAUCCACCAAAGCAAAAGAGGAAGUAUCAGCUGUUCCAGCGCCGUCUAACCAAACCAGCAUGGCCGCCAUCCUGACAGACUGUGAUCCAAAGGCAAUUUACGCCACCGUGAACAAGGAGCCAAGAGACUCAGGGGCAGGAGUUAGGAUGCGCCCUCCCGGGGACCUGAAGCUGGCACGUAGCCUCUCCAAGUCUGACUCCGACUUGCUGGUGUCGCCUCCUGGUGAGGAGGAGGGGGGACUAGGAAACCGGAGCGAGUCCGUUUCUAACUGUAGCACCGGGAAGAAGAGGCUGGAGAAAUCUCCAUCCUUCACCUCAGAAUGGGAUGAGCAGAUUCAGACGACAUCUCCUUCCCCAAAACAUCGAAGAUCUAAGAGCAUUGAGAAGAUCAUGACCCUGAUCGGAGCUGGCAUCGAGUCUUCCAGAGAUCAGCAGUACUCCACGCCAGGUGGUGCGAGCCGGCUCCUGGAUCAGCCUGUGGGAGAUUGGCUGGAGCACGUGGGGCUGCCGCAGUACGAGAGCAAGCUGCUCCUGAAUGGCUUUGAUGAUCUUCACUACAUGGGGAGCAACGUAAUGGAGGACCAAGACUUGCGAGAGAUUGGAAUUACAGAUCUGAGCCACAGGAAGAAGAUCCUGCACGCAGCGCGCCCUCUACCAAAGAUAAAAGCUCUGGGAUGUGACGGCAGCAGCUCCCUGUCCUCCUGGCUGGAGAACCUGGGUCUACACGAAUACUUGCACAACUUCCUGUCCAGCGGCUACCGCAGCCUGGAGUGUGUGAAGACCCUGUGGGAGCUGGAGAUUGUCAACGUGCUAAAAAUCACCUUGCUCGGUCACCGGAAACGCAUCAUUGCCUCACUAGCGGAGCGGCCCUAUGAGGAACCUCCUGUCAAGCCUCCCCGCUUGUCUCAGAUUAGGUGCUACGACCUGCCUGGAUCCCAGACCUCGUCUCCUCUGAGCCAGAUGGAGUCCUGCACGGGACGCUCCAUGGACCAUCUGCUGCCCGCAGGAGAGCCGUGCAGAAAGAAGGUGCCAGAAGCUGAUUACGACGUCACCCAGAGAUCCAGCAGCGGACGGCACCGGCCCCAGGAGCGGCAUGAAGAGAUGCACCAAGAGCCGCGUCUGACGCUGCGACCGCCGAGUUUAGCAGCACCGUACGCUCCGGUCCAGAACUGGCAUCACCAACCUGAGAAACUCAUAUUUGAAUGUUGUGCCUACGAAGCCAGCUACCUUGGUUCUAUGCUCAUUAAGGAUCUGAGGGGAACUGAGUCCACGCAGGAUGCUUGUGCUAAAAUGAGGAGGUCAACAGAGCAAAUGAGAAAAGUCCCAACCAUCGUCCUCUCCAUCACCUAUAAGGGAGUGAAGUUUAUAGAUGCAGCCAACAAGAACAUCAUUGCCGAGCAUGAGAUCCGAAACAUAUCUUGUGCAGCUCAGGACCUGGAGGACUUGUGUACAUUCGCCUACAUUACUAAAGACCUGCAGACUAGCCAUCAUUACUGCCAUGUCUUCAGCACAGUAGACGUGAACCUGACCUAUGAGAUCAUACUGACCCUGGGUCAGGCGUUUGAGGUGGCCUAUCAGCUUGCUCUGCAGGCCCAAAGGACCAAACAGCACCAGAAUCUCCCCGGAGGGGCCAGCUCCGAGGCAGCUGAGAACAAGUCCAGUCGACCUGUGCCCAAACCACGGGGGAGUGUUCGGAAGCCUGGGGGGGACAUAGUGGACCAAGAGGGCGGCUCUCAGGCCAGUGCCGCAUGGCUCACGGACUCUAAGGAAUCCAAGCGCACCAUCAGCACUAAGUAUGAGACCACCAUAUUUUGAACCCUCCUGGGCCUGGUCUCACUUUUCCUGCUUCCCUUCCUCCUGUGUGCCUUUCACUGUGACUUAACCUCUUCCUGUGCACCGAACACCCACUUCCUCUGUCCCGACUUCACUGCCGGUGCUCCUCUACCACGUUUGACCAGUGGCACCUUCCACCUCGCCGGAUUGCUCUACAAGCCUUCCACUAACCUACAACCUCCUCCUGCCUUCCCCUCUCGCCCUCCCUCACUGCUACCCUUUAAACUGUUAUCUCUAGUAAAUCAGCUCUUUCUUUCCUGCUGCAUCAGGCGACGGCCGCUCUGAGGCUGGUCACUCUUGUCGCCUCCUCUGAGCGCUGAUUAACUCCCAGCGAAAGCCACCCGCUGCACCCCACCUGCUCCCGAACAAAGCUCCCGUGACUCCGCGUCAGCGGGAUGCAGCUGUUCUAGAGAUUACAUACAGGAGAGCCACACUGGUCUCAGAUCGUAGCACUGUGACGAGGACCUUUUUACUUCUCCAGACAGUUGAGAGCCCAGGUUGUCCUAAAACAUCUCAUUUGUCCACCAGGGGAAUUGUCCAGCAUGAUUCUACGAUGUACUGACUCUUAUGAAGCACUUUUGUCCAAAUCCAAGCUUGUAAUAAUUGUAUUUCCUCUGUCCUGUCAUUCUUUUUUUUAAUAAGAAAUGCCUUCAGUAUUCAUCCCGUCAUCAUUGCCUUUCUCUUUUUUUUUUGUGUGUAAAUGAUUCCAGGUUAAUGUUUGACAGCUGCUGGUAAAACGCUCCUCGUGUGCAGGAGCAUCGGUUUAUUAACCUCCCUGCUUUGUGUGUGUGCGUGUUCCCUCCCUGCAGCUGAACUCUGCUCCUGUUCAGAAACACAAGACCAGAAUGAGCCCUGUUUCAUGGCACGGGGGCUCCAUUUUUUUGCUGUCAUUGUUGGAAAGGUGACCCACUUCUAACGCAGCAGAUCACACCAUCAGUCGGAUCGCGUUUGCAGCUGCACACGGGAUCCUGGAGACAAAAGCCACUCCUCCUCCUCCUCACCAGUGUGAUGUCUCCAUGUGAUACGAAUCAGAUGUCAAGUAUUUUUUGUGCAUUUGCCUAAAAAAACUAAGUUGUGGCCUCCUUCGCAAGAGGGUACGUGUUCACUGUUAUGUAGCUCGCAGGUUUUACUGGAGAUCGUAGAAGAGGAACCGGUACGAAACAGGAAGCUCACACCGUAGCUCCGUCCCCUGUUCAAACAUAAUGACGUCAGCUCAGUGUAAUCCUGCAUGAGAGGACGUUUUUAACCAAACGUUUCACUACACCGCCCAUGUGAAAUCCCAGGUUAUGUUAGGUUUUUCAGAUUAAAUAGCGACGUGUGUCCUAAUGCUGGAGCUGGAUGUUUCUCUGACGAAUAUUCUUGUAUUUGGUUAAAUUACAGCGUGAGGAUUUAGCUGCGUGCCACUCCCAGUUCACUGACUGCUGACGGUACUGUUUGUUUGGGUACUACUUAGAUCCGUUUUGAUUUAACUCGUGUAAACGCGGUACGUUGUCUGGCCGGUACAAGAACACGCCGGCGUCCGCGCCUUCAGCCUGGUGCUGUUCUGCUUUUGCACAUCACUGAGGAUCAGGAGACAUUUUGGGACUAAUCUGAUUACAACUACAAUGAGAUCCAUAUUGUAAAUGAAUUGAGCCGUCUGUAUUUUGAUACUUGAAUGAUUUUUGCUUUUAUAUAGAUAUAAAUAUAUAUAAAUAUGUAUGUAUGUACGUAUAUAAUUCUUGACGUUUGUCAAGAUGGAGAAAAAAGGACUGUCUUUUACACAGAAACAUAUCGGGACUGAAAACCCUGUGGUUUAAAAAAAAAGGCUGAGAAAAUCACACAGAAGAGGAACCUCAUUUCAGAUAAAAGAUUGUAAAUAAUCUCGGGCUUCCGUCUUUUUUAAUGAUUAUUUUUCAUAAAUGUGCAACUAAUAAAUGUCGGCCUGAGAAAC
Nothobranchius furzeri (turquoise killifish) is the source of this 5842-nucleotide messenger RNA. Its product is annotated as ankyrin repeat and SAM domain-containing protein 1A. The record is from RefSeq and is a predicted model, not a curated record. Gene Ontology annotation, cellular component: cytosol. Lineage: Eukaryota; Metazoa; Chordata; Actinopteri; Cyprinodontiformes; Nothobranchiidae. Gene Ontology annotation, biological process: ephrin receptor signaling pathway. Gene Ontology annotation, molecular function: ephrin receptor binding.